AUGCAGAUCGAUAACGAGCUCCGGAACAUCGUCAUGGGAGACCUCAUCGUCACCGCAUAUUGCACCAAAAUCAAAGCCUUAGCAGACCUUCUUGCCAACCUUGAUCCAGAUUCCGCAAUUCCCGACAAGCAUUUGGUUAUCUACACAAUCAACGGCUUGUCGUCUAAAUUCGAUUCCGUCGCUAACAUCAUACGGUACCGUUCUCCGCUUCCGACCUUCAUUGAAACCCGGUCGAUGUUACUCAUGGAAGAACAACGUAUGUCAAGUCCUCGACUGGUGUACACCAAAAAUUCUACCAACUCCUCAUUGCCGACUAUUUUGCACACGAGACACGGCUCGUCAAACCGGCCUAACAACCGCCGUCCAGAUCGCCGCCAACAGCACCAACGCCGCCGCCAACAGCCUCCGACGAUCGUCCCAAACCAGCCUUACGGCUGGGUCUUUAUUCCGCCACCGGAGUUGCAACAACAGCAUCGCACCCCCUCAUCGCCGUCAUGGCAGUAA
Molecule: messenger RNA, 504 nt
Organism: Cynara cardunculus var. scolymus (artichoke)
Lineage: Eukaryota; Viridiplantae; Streptophyta; Magnoliopsida; Asterales; Asteraceae
Exons: 1
Coding region: 1-504 (167 amino acids)
Source: RefSeq, a predicted model, not a curated record